Hemibagrus wyckioides is the source of this 1955-nucleotide messenger RNA. RefSeq lists its product as uncharacterized. The coding region runs from base 1 to 891 and encodes 296 amino acids. The transcript has 2 exons. NCBI's taxonomy places the organism in Eukaryota, Metazoa, Chordata, Actinopteri, Siluriformes, Bagridae. The record is from RefSeq and is a predicted model, not a curated record. Gene Ontology annotation, molecular function: catalytic activity.
AUGGGUUUUCCGAAUAGCUACUGUUCAACUCGCCAGACUAAUACAAGUUCACACACAGCUCGUCCUAUAGAAACUGUGUCUGUUCCCCGAUUAGUGAGAUUAAAAGAUAAAUUUAUUAAUAACUCUCGAAAUAAUCUUAUCACAAUUAAUCCUGAAAAAGACCAAAUAGGUAAAGAAAAACAAUUUCUUAAGUUUGGGCUUCUGAACAUUAGAUCUCUUGCACCGAAAGCACUUAUUAUUAAUGAAAUGAUCUCAGAUUAUAGUUUCGACGCACUCUGUCUUACUGAAACCUGGCUUAGACCAAAUGAAUACAUUGGUCUGAAUGAGUCUACUCCAUCAGGAUAUUCCUAUAAACAUGAGCCCCGUCAGACAGGUCGUGGUGGUGGUGUUGGAACCAUCUAUAAUAAUUCUCUUACCGUUACUCAGAAAACAGGACCCAGGUUUAACUCAUUUGAAGUGCUUGUCCUUAAUGUUGCACUCUCAGACAGGCAUAAAAAAUCCCUCCUAUCUCUUGCUCUGGCCACCGUGUACAGACCCCCGGGGCCCUACGGUGAUUUUCUUAAUGAGUUUUCACAUUUACUCUCAGAUCUUUUGAUCAGUUUUGACAAAGUGUUAAUUGUAGGAGACUUUAACAUUCAUGUAGACGAUGCUAACGAUGCGUUAGGGCUCGCAUUUAUAGAUUUACUAAAUUCCUUUGGGGUUAAACAAAACAUUAAUAGACCAACUCAUCAUUUUAAUCAUACACUAGACUUAGUUAUAUCACAUGGGACUGAUGUUACUGAUAUAACUGUUCUACCUCAAAGCGAUGACAUCACAGACCAUCACCUCUUAGUGUACGCUCUACCUGUAGAACAUAUUAGACACGUCUCUCCACGUUAUAAACUUUGGUAGAACUAUAACUCCGACCACUAAAGACAGAUUUACAAGCAAUCUGCCAGAUCUGUCUCAACUUCUUACUAGACCCCGAAAUGCAGAUGCACUAGAUGAAGUAACUAACAGCAUAGGCAAUAUUUUUACCAGCACACUAGACACUGUUGCCCCCAUCCGACUAAAAAAGGUCAGAGAUAAAACACCGUCACCAUGGUACAAUAGUCAUACUCACGCCCUCAAGAGAGCAACCCGUAACCUCGAGCCAAAGUGGAGAAAAACCAAAUUAGAAGUUUGAAGCCAUCUGAUUGAAAUAAACCAGAACAAUCCCAGAUUUUUAUUCAGUACAGUGGCUAGACUAACAAAACAUCAGAUUCCUGGAGAGAGUAUUUCAGCAUACUUUAGUAGUGAGGACUUUAUGAAUUUCUUCACUAAAAAAAUUGAUAGUAUCAGGAACAAAAUAUUGGAUGUUCAACCACUGACGGCAUCUGGUGAUCCAGACCAGCCUACAGCUCCACACUUAAAGCUACAAUGCUUUACCAGCAUAGGGCAGGAAGAGCUAGUUAAACUUAUCACCACGGCUAAACCAACAACGUGUUUGUUAGAUCCAAUUCCAAAUAGAUUGCUGAAAGAAGUGAUACAUGCAGCUGGAGAGCCUCUUCUUAAUAUUAUUAACUCCUCGUUAUUUCUAGGUUAUGUCCCAAAAUCUCUUAAGUUAGCAGUUAUUAAGCCUCUUCUUAAGAAACCGAAACUAGACCCUGAUGAAAUAUCAAAUUACAGACCGAUUUCAAACCUUCCGUUUAUAUCAAAAAUACUAGAAAAAGUGGUGUCAGCUCAAUUAUGCUCCUUCCUACAGGAAAACAAUAUCCUUGAAAAAUUUCAGUCAGGUUUCAGGCCCCAUCAUAGCACAGAAACUGCACUAGUUAAAAUCACUAAUGACUUGCUUUUAGCUUCGGACCAAGGCUGCAUCUCCAUUUUAGUCCUGCUUGAUCUUAGUGCUGCAUUCCACACUAUAGAUCAUAAUAUCCUCAUAGAUCGCUUACAAAAUCACACAGGUAUGCAGGGACAGGCAUUAAAAUGGAUUAGAU